AUGACUCAUUGCGCAGAGACAGUGGCUCGCGACGCUGUCUCCGGUCGCAGCGCGAAGGGUGCGCAAGCUCCGGAAUGCACGAAGCAGGGCGCGAUCAAGCCGUGCUUGAUGACGCGAGCCCGCGGGUACAAGAACCCGCCGGCGGUUGCCCGCAGACUAGAAUACACAAGUGGCAACAAUGGCCGUCGAGACGUUAAAUGUCUUGACACGGGCCUUACUGGGUAUCAGUACGAGAAGAUGGAGUUGGAGAACCCUCCGACAGAUACGUCGGAGUUGAUCUCGCUUCCAGCCAUGAGAUGGAAGCGCUUCGCAAAAGACCUGUACGAUGGACGCUUGGAACAGCUAUGCAUUCUUUCGGAACGCGAAAGAAUGACAAGCGAAGCGGAAGAGUUGAGCCAACUCUUGGGUGGAAGCGCCACUGAGAGCAAGGAUACUCUCAGUGCCAAGACCAAGAAGGAGCGCUUCGAGGAGCAGAGUUGGGACUCGCUGAAGUCGAGUCUCGAGGCCCUAUUACGAGAUUCUGCGAGAGCACAAGGAAGUGCUCCCGAACGAGAUCCCUACGGAUGGCCACUGCCGCGGGAGCAAGUGAAGGCAAUCGACGACUUCUUCGAAAGCCGUCGCAAGGCAGGACAAGUGCGGGAAUCGAUGUCCCCGCACAGCGCACCAACGUUCUGUGUCAAGAAGCCACAGGACGCCGAUCCUCGAAAAGAUGUCAUCAUCGAUUCGAUGUCCAAGAGCACCAUCUACAGUGCUCUUAAUCUGAGAGACGGGUUCUAUCAGAGCCUGAUGCGUGAGAGUGAUAUCCCUAUCACGGCGGUAAGCACCCCAAGCGGCAUGCUUUGGAAGUGGCUAGUAAUGCCGCAAGGACUGAAGAACGCCCCUGCGACCUUCAAUAGAUGCGUCACGCAUCUAUUGCGUUCGACGCGCGACUUCGCACCAAGCUACUUAGACGAUGUAUACGUUCACAGCUGGGCUGUGAACGAGAAGUCGGACGUCGAGAUGCACAAGGAGCAUCUCCGAAAACUACUUGGGCUCAUGCGCAAGCACAAGCUCUAUGCAAACCUGAAGAAGUGUAUCUUCGGUGCGAGCGAGAUACUCGUGCUAGGGUGUCUUAUUGGGAAGAAUGGUGUACAUCCUGACCCCGAGAAGGUCAGCGUGAUCAAUGAAUGGCCUAAGCCAUCUAACGUAAAGGAACUACGGCAGUUCCUUGGCCUUGUCACGUACUUGGGUAAGUACGUGGACCACUACGCAGGCAAGAUUCACCCGCUGUCGCAGCUCCUGCAGAAGGAAGCUGGGACCGUCUACUACCAGUCGCGUCAGCUGAAGCCGUCUGAGCGGAACUACCCAGUGCAUGACAAGGAACUCCUUCCCAUGAACUACGCACUCGCGAAGUUACGAGUGUACUUACUCGGCAACACGCCGUUCGUGGUCUAUACAGACCACGUGUCGUUGCGGACGGCUGUGAAGUCCCCGCACAUCUCGCAACGAAUGGCGAGAUUGUUAUUCUUCUUCGCGGAGUACAACUUCCGGUCAGCCGACAUCAACCAGAUUGAUGUCGCUCGCACCUACACACCGCCGUCGCCCUUGUUGGACGAGGUGAAGACCGCGUAUGCGAAUGACGGAGAGGCGAAGCAGCUGAUCGAGUUCCUCUUAGCCCCUUCCGACAAAGCAAACUUCUACUGGAACCACCAGUACAAGUGGGUGCGCAAGUACUCACUGCCGACUCCGUCGGAGUGCUGGGAGUCGGUGUCGAUGGACUUAGUGUUUGGUCUUCCGCGCGAUUCUAGGCGGAAGGCUGGUAUUGUGGUCUUUGUGGACCGCUUCAGCAAGAUGGUGCAUCUCGCUGCUGGCGCAGCGGAGGUGACCUCCGUACAGACAGCACGUCUGUUCGUCGACAUGGUGUUCAAACACCGUGGCAUAUCCAACGUCUUUGUGUCGGACCGCGAUCCGCGCUUCACGGCGCGUUUCUGGCAAGAAACGGACGGUCAAACCGAGCACGUGAAUCGCGUGCUCGUGGACUUGCUGAAAAGCUACGCCCAGUCGUUCCACAACUGGAGCGACUACUUGACGAUGGAUGAGUUUGCCAUCAACAACUCGGUGCAUGCCUCGACCGGGCAUACACCGUUCUUCGUGAACGCCAUGCGGCAUCCACGCCUUUCGGAGCACGCUCGGGGCGGUGGAUACCUCCUUAAGUGGGGAGGAUCUACGGUUGCGUCUGAACAACCGCAGAAGACAGCUGAUACGAACCUAUCUGCUGCGAUGACACGUGCGAGAGCGAAAGCCCGCACACAACAAGGCAACGUGUCAGUACCGGGCACUGACUCUGCGAAGAACCGCGAGCAGGCGACACCUGCUGCAGCAAAGGACACGGGCCACGCACAGUCAGGGACUGGUGCGACUACAAGUGGUGAGUCUGUGCAGGGCACAAACGCGGACAAAACCAAUGAGCUGAACCCGGGGUUCAACUCUCAAGCAAUUGACUUUGUCCACGAACGACAAGCAGUCGUUCGCUUUGUACAAGAUGCAAUUGCAGCUUCUGCGGAUAGGCAGAAGCUGAACGCAUAUAAUGUUGGAAGAGUCUCUGGCUUCGGAGCAAGCAAGCUGGCUCCGCGCUUCAUUGGACCGUUCACGGUGACAGAACGUCACGGCAGCGCAUACACGUUGGAACUUCCUUCCGACAUGAGACUUCACCCGACGUUCUACGUCGGGCGCCUGACGCCAUACGUGCAGCCCGCGUCAUCUAGUCGUGAGGACGCGCCGACGACGACGCGCGGCGCGUCCUCAGCUUCUCCUCAAGCCGCUUCACCUUCUCUUGGAGAAGGCGACAGGGAUGUUUGA
Messenger RNA from Phytophthora megakarya, 2838 nucleotides. The record is from the annotation of a GenBank genome assembly. Lineage: Eukaryota; Oomycota; Peronosporomycetes; Peronosporales; Peronosporaceae.